Coniophora puteana RWD-64-598 SS2 is the source of this 1689-nucleotide messenger RNA. Its product is annotated as MIF4G-domain-containing protein. The coding region runs from base 1 to 1689 and encodes 562 amino acids. NCBI's taxonomy places the organism in Eukaryota, Fungi, Basidiomycota, Agaricomycetes, Boletales, Coniophoraceae. Gene Ontology annotation, biological process: mRNA splicing, via spliceosome. The transcript is spliced from 5 exons. Gene Ontology annotation, cellular component: catalytic step 2 spliceosome. The record is from RefSeq and is a predicted model, not a curated record. Gene Ontology annotation, molecular function: protein binding; RNA binding.
AUGGCCGCGGUCGAGCUUGAAAAGUCCUCCAAGCCUGCGGACGACGACCCAACCAAGGCAAAAGAUAGAACCGACAGCCAGGCCGAAUUCGCCAAGCUCGUUGGCUCCCGCUCCGGUGGCGUAUACAUGCCUCCUGCUCGUCUGCGUGCCCUGCAGGCCGCAGCAGCGAGCGACAAGUCUAGCCCCGAGUACCAGCGCCUCUCCUGGGACGCCCUCCGAAAGUCCAUCACCGGUAUCGUGAACAGGGUUAACAUCACCAACAUCAAGCUGGUCGUACCGGAGCUCUUCUCGGAGAACCUCGUUCGCGGUCGUGGACUGUUUGCGCGCAGCAUCAUGAAGGCUCAAGCCUCCAGUUUACCGUUCACCCCCGUCUUCGCCGCCCUCGUUGCUAUCCUCAAUACGAAGCUGCCUCAAGUCGGAGAGCUUGUUCUUACCAGACUCAUUAGUCAAUUCCGGAGGGCUUUCAAGCGUAAUGACAAGAUUGUAUGCCACUCGACAACCACUUUCAUCGCGCACCUCGUCAACCAGAUGGUCGCGCACGAAAUCAUUGCUCUCCAAAUCAUCGUUCUCCUCCUCGAACGCCCCACCGACGACUCUAUUGAAAUUGCCGUUGGUUUCAUGCGCGAAGUCGGCGCGUUCCUUGCUGAGCAUUCUGCUGCAGGGAACACGUUUGCCUUCGAGCGCUUCCGCGCCAUCUUGAACGAGGGCUCAAUUUCGCACCGUGUUCAGUACAUGAUCGAAGUGCUCAUGCAAGUGCGCAAGGAUCGCUACAAGGACAACCCCAUAGUUCCGGAAGGCCUUGAUCUUGUCGAGGAGGAGGAGCAGAUUACGCAUCAGAUUCAUUUGGAGGAGGAGCUGCAGGUGCAGGAGGGUUUAAAUAUCUUCAAGUUCGACCCGAACUACGUCGAAAACGAAGAGAAGUACAAAUCGAUCAAAGCCGAGAUUCUCGGUGAAGAUUCGGACGAAGACGAGGAGUCCGGCGUUUCUGAAGAGGAAUCCGACGAGGAUGAAGCACCUGCCGAGGAGAAGGAGGGUAUUGAGGACCUUACGGGGACGGACCUCGUCAAUCUGCGACGAACCAUUUAUCUGACAAUCAUGAAUGCGCUCAACUACGAAGAAGCUGUUCAUAAAUUGCUCAAAAUCCAAAUUCGUGAAGGCGAGGAGAUUGAGCUCAUCAACAUGAUCAUCGAGUGUUGUUCUCAAGAACGAUCAUAUUCAAACUUCUACGGCCUCGUCGGCGAACGGUUCAGCAAGCUCAAUCGCGUCUGGACUGACUGCCUGGAAGAGGCGUUCACCAAAUAUUACGAAACCAUUCAUCGAUACGAGACGAACCGUUUGCGCAAUAUCGCUCGCUUCUUUGGUCAUAUUUUCGCCACCGACUCCGUUUCUUGGGUCGCUCUUCGGUGCAUUCAGAUGAAUGAGGACGACACGACGAGUUCGAGUCGUAUUUUCAUCAAGAUCAUGACGCAGGAAAUGAUGGAGUCGCUGGGCUUGGCCACGCUCGCGGAGAGGUUUAAGGAUGAUGAAGUGCGCAUCGCCUGUGCUGGGAUGUUCCCCAAGGAUAACCCGAAGAACACACGUUUCUCGAUCAACUACUUCACGAGUGUUGGGUUGGGUGUUCUCACGGAGGAUAUGCGCGAGUACCUGAAGGUAUGCGGUUUAUCUCAUUAUUGCUCCUUUGGUUUGUAA